AUGGAAGACGCAGGAACCAAGCGAUCGGCUUUGACCCUACGUGGUAAACUCGAAGGCCACAACGGAGCCAUCACCCAGCUAGCCACUUCUCCAUCCAACCCCAACACCUUGAUUUCCUCAUCUCGCGGUAAGAUUUUAUUUAUUUUGUUGGAUUUUAGGGAAAUAUGCGGAAAUGAAGAGGUAUAGGCAAUGCUAUUGUCGAAUUUUGACCUUUUUUGGAGUUUGUUUUUGACCUAAUUGAUAGAAAAGUUUCCUACGAUAUAGGACAACGUUUUGAAAGUGUUUUUAAGGCUAGUUUUGGGCAUUUUAAGCUGCUGCGAUAAAAUUAUGUUAACAUAGGUAUCUGUGAUCACAGAAUUUUAACUUUUUUGAUUUUUUUGUCAAGCCUUUAGGACCAAAAUCUUCUCAAGCCUUUUAAAGGCUCUUUAGUAUAUUUUAAAAUUAAUUUUAAGCCAUUUGGAUUUUAAUUUUAUUUAUUCAUAUUGUUUUAGACAAGUCUGUUCUUGUCUGGGAUCUCCAACAAUACGGUGACGAGAUUGUUGGUGGACGUCCAUUGAAGUCGCUUCUCGGACACGGUCACUUCGUCUCUGAUGUUGCUUUGUCUCACGAUGGUCACUUUGCUUUGACCGGUUCAUGGGAUCGUACUCUUCGUUUGUGGGAUUUGAACACGUAAGUUAUUCGUUUUUGUUGUUUUAGGGCUUUUGUUCUUUGUAAGAGGCUACUUAGAUAAUUUUGGGACGUAGUAACUCUUUAUUUAUUAGUUUUAUAUCCUGGGAAGGGUUUUCUUUAAAAUUAUUAUAGUUUUGAUUAUUUUAAGUUAGUGUAGUAAACCUAUUUGCUUUCAGCGGAAAGACCUCCCGUCAAUUCAUCGCUCACACCAAGGAUGUCCUCUCUGUGGCUUUCUCUGCCGAUAACCGUCAAAUCGUGUCCGGUGGACGUGACCGCACCAUCCGUUUGUGGAACACUUUGGCACAAUGCAAACUGACCCUCUCCGAGAAGGACGAAGGCCACAGCCACUGGGUAUCUUCGGUCAGAUUUGCCUCUACCUCUCCAAGCCCAUCGAUUGUGUCAGCUGGUUGGGAUAAGGUUGUUAAGGUAUGGAACCUUUCCAACUGCCGCUUGAAGACCAACCACAUUGGUCACACCGGCUUCAUCAACGCCACCACCGUCUCUCCCGACGGCUCGUUGUGCGCUUCCGGAGGCAAGGACGGUAUCGCCAACUUGUGGGACUUGACCGAAAACAAGCACUUGUACCAAUUGGACGCCCAAGAUGUUAUCAACGCCCUCACCUUCUCGCCUAACAGAUACUGGCUCUGCGCCGCUGUUGGCUCCACCAUUCGCAUCUUCGACCUGGAGCACCGAUCUACCCUCGACGAACUCAAGUUGGACGUGUCCGGCACCGCCGCCCCACAAUGCACAUCCCUCUCCUGGUCCCAAGAUGGUAACACACUCUUCGCCGGAUACUCUGACAACACCAUCAGAAUCUGGGGAGUCGCCGACUGGAUCAAGGCCGAAGGAAUUUAA
Molecule: messenger RNA, 1524 nt
Organism: Bursaphelenchus okinawaensis
Lineage: Eukaryota; Metazoa; Nematoda; Chromadorea; Rhabditida; Aphelenchoididae
Source: the annotation of a GenBank genome assembly